Messenger RNA from Labrus mixtus (cuckoo wrasse), 7438 nucleotides. It is a transcript of the gene nlgn2b, whose product is annotated as neuroligin 2b. The coding region runs from base 1123 to 3732 and encodes 869 amino acids. Gene Ontology annotation, cellular component: postsynaptic specialization membrane; cell surface; synapse. The record is from RefSeq and is a predicted model, not a curated record. The transcript has 9 exons. Gene Ontology annotation, biological process: postsynaptic membrane assembly; neuron cell-cell adhesion; synaptic vesicle endocytosis. Lineage: Eukaryota; Metazoa; Chordata; Actinopteri; Labriformes; Labridae. Gene Ontology annotation, molecular function: neurexin family protein binding; signaling receptor activity.
GCGAGAGAGAGAGAGAGGGGGGGGGGGAGAGAGAGAGAGAGAGCUGUGGCACGAGCCGUGGGAUCCUCUUCAGUGCAGGCUCCGGGCUUCAAAAUAAAAACCACUGCAUCCGUGUAUUUUAAGCAUUUAUGGUUGCUGUUGUAAAAAGCAUGAAGGCUAAACGGAAGAUCCCCGUCCCGUUUGUCAGUGUGAGCCUCGACUUUCUGUCACGAGCAUCAGAUACCAAGUGAAACCAGGAGAGAGCACCACGCACGCGCGCAAAGAAGAGAUUGGACACCUGAUUCUGUCGGGUGACUUUAGAGCGCUAUUUACAUUUUUAUCUGAAAGAAAAUCCGUGUUUUAUUUUUGGAAGGCUCUCGUGCUGUAGCGGGGCAGCUACAGUGGAUUAUAAGCAGCAUGGACAUAUGGGGAAAAGAGGACAGAUCACUGCGUUGACUUUUGAAGCAACGCGUCGAGUCUUGACGCUAUAGCGUUACGCAUUUAUUUUACUGUGAGUGUUUUUUUUUGUUUUUUUUUUACCCCCCUCCUGUUUGAAUUGCCCUCGCUGCUGCAUCUCAACAUAAUUAAAGUCAAAUAUCUGUGGAUAAGGAGCAGCGCUGGGUGUUGUCAGCGAGGGAUGAGAGAAGGAGGAGGAGGGGGCAGUAUGAGGUGUGCUUUUUUUGGAAAAGCCGGAGAAAGACAGACACCGAGAAGGUGUACUGAUGUGCGAAAGCCUGCGACUCGUUACCCUCCUGAGAAAUAAUUGCGAUCCGGGAAGAAAUGGCCUAGUUUGAACACCAUCGACACGCCGGCAGAGGAUAGAAAAGAAGAAAAUCGUGUUUAGAUACAUGGACGGGCCAUUAUCAUCAUCAUCAUCGUCAUCAUCAUAAUUCCGGUGCUUGCAUCGAGUCUUUGAGGUGUAAUUGGCUUCCUGACUGCAGCUCUGGACCCAUCAGGAGAUCCAAAGAGGAAGACGGAUGAGACCACAGUGUCUACCUGAGAAUGCUACCUGUCCAAUUGCCUCACCAUGUCACUAUAGGAGAACUGUUAACCUGUCCCCAUCCACAAAUCCUCUUUUUUCCUUCGUUAUCCCCAGUAAACCUCUGAGUUUGUGGUCCCUCUCUACACCACUCCUGAAGUGAAAUGACUAAGAGAGCUUUUAUUUUGGACAUGUUGUUUUUUCCUCUCAAUGCUGCCAGCCACCAGGGCUAUGGUGGAAAGCGUCAUUAUACAUCACAGCAGGUCGCCAAUCACUGUCUGCUGUGGCUACUGGGACUGGUUUUACACCUCACUCUUUCCACAUGUCAACGAGUCGACCUGAAGCACCCCAUAGUAUCCACAGGCUACGGGAAAGUCCGUGGGAUCAGAAAGGAGCUGAACAAUGAGAUCCUGGGUCCUGUGGAACAGUUCUUAGGUGUGCCAUAUGCCACUGCACCUAUCGGGGAGCGUCGCUUCCAGCCUCCUGAGGCUCCAGGAUCCUGGCAAGAGAUCCGCAACGCCACCCAGUUUGCCCCAGUGUGUCCCCAGAAUGUGCACGGGGUUUUACCUGAGAUCAUGCUACCCGUGUGGUUCACAGACAACCUGGAUGCGGCAGCGACUUAUGUCCAGAACCAGAGCGAAGACUGCCUUUACCUCAACAUCUACAUACCUACUGAAGAUGGGCCGCUCACAAAAAAACAAGAUGAGUCUACGAUGAACAGACCACGGGAUGAAGAUAUUCGGGACCGUCGUAAGAAGCCUGUGAUGCUCUUCAUCCAUGGGGGCUCCUACAUGGAGGGCUCAGGGAACUUGUUUGACGGCAGCGUCCUCGCCGCCUAUGGAAACGUCAUCGUGGUAACCAUGAACUAUCGCCUCGGUGUGCUUGGUUUUCUCAGCACAGGGGACCAGUCUGCAAAGGGGAACUAUGGCCUGUUGGACCAGAUCCAGGCCCUGCGCUGGCUCAAUGAAAACAUCGGCCACUUUGGAGGAGACCCAGAGAGAAUCACCAUUUUUGGUUCGGGAGCUGGUGCCACCUGUGUGAACCUCCUCAUCCUCUCCCACCACUCUGAGGGUUUGUUCCAGAGAGCCAUCGCACAGAGUGGCUCAGCCAUCUCCAGCUGGGCGGUCAACUACAGACCCGUCAUGUAUACCAAGAUCCUUGCGAGAAAGGUCGGCUGCACUCUGGGGGACAUGGCCGCCUUGGUGGACUGCCUGCGGAGGAAAAAUUUCCGGGAGCUGGUGGACCAAGACAUCCAGCCCGCACGCUACCACAUCGCCUUCGGGCCGGUGGUAGACGGAGACGUGGUGCCUGACGACCCUGAGAUCCUCAUGCAGCAGGGAGAGUUCCUGAACUACGACAUCCUGCUCGGUGUCAACCAAGGAGAGGGUCUGAAGUUUGUGGAUGACAGUGAAGGAGAAGAUGGAAUAUCUGCUGCAUCGUUUGACUAUACAAUCUCCAACUUUGUGGACAAUCUAUAUGGAUACCCUGAUGGUAAAGACAUCCUGAGGGAGACUAUAAAGUUCAUGUAUACAGACUGGGCGGACAGAGACAACACUGACAUGCGUAGGAAGACCCUCCUGGCUCUGUUCACGGACCAUCAGUGGGUGGCCCCCGCUGUCGCCACGGCCAAGUUGCACGCAGAGUUCCAGUCGCCUGUCUUUUUCUACACCUUCCACCACCACUGUCAGACCGAGGCCAGGCCCGAGUGGGCGGACGCGGCCCAUGGAGACGAGAUCCCUUACGUGUUUGGUAUCCCCAUGGUGGGAGCCACUGACCUGUUUCCCUGUAACUUCUCCAAGAACGACGUGAUGCUCAGCGCCGUGGUCAUGACUUACUGGACCAACUUUGCAAAGACGGGGGAUCCCAACCUACCUGUUCCUCAAGACACCACGUUCAUCCACACCAAGCCAAACCGCUUUGAGGAGGUCAUCUGGACAAAGUUCAGCUCCAAAGACAAGCAGUAUUUACAUAUCGGCCUGAAGCCUCGUGUCAGGGACAACUACCGCGCCAACAAGGUGGCCUUCUGGCUGGAGCUGGUGCCUCAUCUGCACAGCCUCCACAAGGAGAUCAUCAGCUCCAUCACCACUCGACUGCCGCCCGGAGGAACCAACCGCUGGAAGGCCACCCAACGCCCUGGCGGCCAUUCCACACCCGCACCGCCAGAUCCUGACCCCGACAGCUCAGAAAGACCCCGCUAUUCCCCCUUCCCCAGCGAGACGAGGGACUACUCCACCGAGCUGAGUGUGACGGUGGCCGUGGGCGCUUCGCUUCUUUUCCUGAAUGUGCUGGCAUUUGCCGCGCUGUACUACAAACGAGAUAAACGCCAUGAACUCAUGCAGAGACGCCACCGCCGACUGUCCCCACAGCGUGGCACCACCAUGGGCAUGGGAGUCGGCAUGGGCGUGGUCGGGUCCCCUCCUCACAACGACCUGGCGCUGAGUCAGGAGGAAGAGCUCAUGUCGUUGCAGAUGAAGCAGCAGAGAGUGGAGCUGGAGCACGGCACCCCGCUCCCUUCCCGCGCUCUCCACGGCGACUUGGAACCCUUGCGGCCCCCGGUGUGUCCGCCCGACUACACGCUGGCCCUGCGGCGAGCACCGGAGGACGUGCCACUGAUGACAGCCAACACCCUCACCAUGAUCCCGAGCACCAUCAGCGGCAUGCAGCCCCUCCACCCCUUCAACACUUACCCCCCUGUCCCAGCCCCGUCCACUACACCCGUCCCCAGCCACAGCAACAAUGCCCUGCCACACCAACACUCCACCACCCGUGUAUAGGACCAGGCACAACCGCACAAACUGCUCCAUACAAUCGCCACCCUCGCCUCCCCUUUCGUCUUCACUUUACCUUUGUCUUUUUUCAUUCAGCCCUCAAAUAAAGCUGCAGUUUGUAAGAUUGUAAGCGGUGGAAUACCUCUAAAAAUGUAAGCAUAAAUCAAGGGGGAGUUGAUUGAAAAAGCUCCUUUGCCAAAAGCCUAUCAUUAAAGGUUUAUACUGCUUUGCUCAACUAAGGUUGUCUUGCUCAUGAGAGCCACCAAAUGCAUCUUAACCCCCUUUACACAAUCAGUCAGUAAUCUUCUGUGUAGCUUGGUUGUUUUUUGCGCAUGUGUUGUUGGGUCAGUGUAAAACUAUGUUUGACAUAGCUGCAUAAAUCCAUUCUCAUUCAUUUAGUGGAAAGAUAAUACAGUAGCGAGCAGCUUUGUAUGAGGCAACAUAUGCCCCCUCAAGCUGUCUGUCAUAAAGCGGUGAUUUCUUGAAACUUACAAAUUGCAGCUUUAAAGGCCCAAUCUGGAAGUGGAACUUGGCACCCAGUGUUGAGCAGUGUCCCAACAGCUGUCUCUUUGUUUGGAUUUUGGAGAUAUUUGUUUAGUGUGAAGUAAAUCAACAGCACCAGAAGUACAAGGAGGAUCUAUUUGACAUUCAAGUAUUAGGUUUUUGGAAAUUUAAAAGAGUAUUUUCUGUGAAUUUACGUACCUGUUUUUAGUUCUGUAGCGUUCCAUAUGCCAUCGAAGAUUAAAAAUGAAGUAUUGCAUUUGAGACAUUUCCAGAUUGGGGCUUCAAGUGUUGGGCAAUACAGGAAAUACCUGAAUCAUUGUCAGUCUGUGGGAUGCAACCUGGAAUCCAGGCUGCCCAUUAGAACUCACUGCAUCUCGGCAGUAAUCGCAUUCAUUACUUUAUUUGUUCCUCGCUCAUUAUCUCUCUGUCUGUGUCCCUAUUUCAGCCCAUUUAACCACCUCUCUCUUUUCCGCCCUUUUUCCUCUCCACAUCUGCCCUUGUAGCUCUUUUUAAUUCAACCAUCGACAUCAUCCACUUCCAUCUUCACUUCUCUCCUUUUACUCGCAAUCACUUCUAGACUCUCUUUUCCUUUUGGAGUCUUUUAUACAAGAAAAAAAAAACACAAAUGUAAAUGAUGUAUUAUUAAUAAAUUGUAAGGAUAUGAAUGAAAAAAAAAAAGAUAUUCUGAUAUCUCGUUUUUACCAGCAUUCUUGGUGCCAAGUACUGUGAUCAAGUUCCUCUUUCACUGGCGUCCAGUGGAGCGCCUGGAGAGGUCCAUCCUGACUCUAUCUUACAAAAGGAAAUACCAUCAUAAAAAGUGCCAACCCCUUCAUCUUUCUGUUUGAUCCACACACUUCAGUUUGUUUUUACUACACUCAAUGUUGCACUGUGGCUGGUCUCUUCUUUAAAGGGAAAUCAGAUUCAAUAUAUCCUUGUUUAAAAAAAAAAUAAUAAUAUACAUUUUUAUUAACUUCUUUGCUGUGUGGGAUAUUUGCAUGAUUAUUUUUUUAUUUUAAAGAGUGUGGACGGAGAAGUAUGUUUGUCAUUUGAUGAUUUGCCUUUUUUUUUCUUCAUUUGUUUUCUUUUUGGAAAAUCAUUUUUAUUUUUUAUUUUAAUAUCAGCUGCACUUUGUGGUACUUGGAAAAGGGUAUUAAAGUAUUAAGAGAUAACUAUUGUGUAAAACUAUGAUUAUAACAAAGAGUAAAUAUUUCCUCUUUAUUUUUUUCAUUUCCUAACACUGAGGCUGUGCCGCAACACUACCAGAGACUGAUGAAAGACUUUUUUUCUUUGCGCCCUCUUUUCGCUCUGUUUCUCUAUCUUUUGCAACUGUCAAGUCUACAGUCACUGUAUCUCAAUCUCACUUGAAGAUAGCACUUUUUUGAGUUACAAGGAGAAGAAAAAAAAAGAAACAACUACUUUACAUGAAUAGUCUAAAUAAGGUUUUUGUCUGUGACUGACAUUAACCACAAGCUUCAAGUGUUGGGAGACUGCCUGACGGUUUUAUCUUUACGUCUGCUCUUUUGUUGUUUCAUGAUUCUCCCCCCCACAGCAACGCGGGGGUGGGGGGGGAUAGGAUAAGAUAUUUAUGAUGGUCAAAAGGUGAGAUAGCCUUGUAUGCGCGUUUCACAUCUUUCGCACAACUGAACACAGAGAUGGGUCACACUCUGGACAAUUCUGAACAAAAAAAAAAAAAAACAGUGGCAUUAGGACAACACUGGACAAAUGCUGAUGACAUAUCUCGUCAGCUGAUCUGUCAGUGAACAGAGGAUGCAUUCUAAAAACCUGAUUUAAAAAAAAAAAAAUCUUUAUUGACAGACAUUACUUGUACACCACAUACCACAAAAACAAGGCGAGUGGGAUUUCAUCUGCCCUCCUUGCAAUGCUCUGUAUCCUGUCUGCUUAGGAUAGCGACACUCUGGAUCCAGACUGCCAUCCCACACACUGGACUGGAGCGUGCGCAAGGACUAAACCAACUAAAAACCAACACAUGAAACAAACUGUACAUUUUUUAAGUGUAAGAGAACAAACUGGAAUUUGUAAAUAUUAUGUUUGUCGUUUGGUUUGAGUGAUUGGCCGGAUCUUUUCUUUGUGACAACAGGUGCAAGUUUCGACGACGUACAUGAUUUGUUUAGCACUCAUGUUUGAUUCUCCUUUAUUUCCUAGAUCUCAAGGGCAAGUUCCAACAGGUAAUUGACAACAUGAAUACACCUGUUUGCAUACAGUAGUCAUUUAAAAAAAGAAAAAAACACAGCAUGGUUUAGGUUGAGUUAGAAACUAAAAAAGGAACGCGUAAGGCUCAGGGUAGCUUGUGGUGGUAAACAUGUUCUGACUGCAGGGAUGGCUGUUUAAAGCAGAAUAUCCACACCUUGUCCUUAUUCUUUCAGUCAUGAAGGCAGCUUCGGAGUGAAAUGAGUUCUUUCAUUGGUUAAAAAGCCAAAGAACAGCUGCAUAGAACAUAUGACUGACAGGUCAAAUAAAUCUGUUCAAGAUAACACCAGAAAAAACAAGAGAUAGGACAGGUGUUUGAAAUGUGCUCAAAACAAACCACAAAUCAAGGAUUGUUUUCUUAUGAUGCUAUUUGUCAGUGUCUCACGUUGUCUUGAGCAUCGUCAUACAGUGUUACCCUUAAUUGGGAGGUAGAAGAGUCCUUUGUACUCUUCCGUCUUAUUUCAGACUCUUAUUGUGAUGGUUGUUUUGCUACCUUUUGCAUAUUUGUCUGCACAUUCUGUUUUGGGGACUGUUGACCCAGCUGUUUGGUGUGAGUUUGAGUUGCCCACGCUUCUAGGAACAGCAUUACUAAGAUUUUUUGCUUGUGUUUUUUUUUCUUUUUUUUUUUUCGAAACAAGGGUUUGGACAGCCAACAGGUAAUGGAAGCACACUCACCAAGUUUACAUGUUUACACUACAGUUUUGAUGUUGGCUGGAGGUCAGAGAAAAAAAGAAGAAGAAAAAAAGCAUUACAAAGAUUCCAAGUAUCUUCUUAGUACAACAUUUAUUCCUGGAAUGGUUAAGUGAAGGCUUGCACCUGUUUGUCUGUUUCAUUUAGUCUGAUUCAGUAACCUGCUUGAAGCUCAAGAUACUGUGAGAGAGCAUAAUGAUCAGAAGGGGUUGAAGAAUUAAAGUUAAUAUUUCUAUUUCAAAUAGAGGCUAUUACACACUGUAUGUUGUGUAUAUGAACUGGAAAACAUUAAAAGAUAUUCUUAAACAAA